AUGAGUUUCAGUUCGCGCGCUGCGCGGACGGCGUCGAACGUGCAUUGGGAGCGACGUGCGCCUGUGAGUCACUCAGUCGCUCUCCCAGGGGGCUCGAGCGGCAGAAGGGUCAAGGCCACAGGCGUUUCCGCGAUCGAAGAGAUGCCCGUAAAAGUACGCGUGCAGCCUGAGCAAGAAGGGUCUUCUGCGAAGGUCUGGGCGGCGCUAGCGCUCAUGGUGAACAAGCCAAGCAACACGCAGCAGACGGCCAGGGAGACACAGGCGGUCACAUUGCGAGGCGGUCGCGCAGCUUGCAUCGCUCGUCGGGCACCCCGUCGGACCUCGGACACCUCGACCGAUCUCCUGGGGGCCCAGCCUGCCCGCUCGCCUGCCCUCGACCAGCCAAACACACCACGCCUGUCCACCCCCUCCCUCCAAACACAGCCAAACACACCCACGGAUCGCACCCAAGCCAAGCCCGCCCGGCUCGCGGCCCCCGCCCGAUGCGCUUCUCCCGACCGCCGCUCCCGCGCGAGUGAGAUCCCGGUGCAGGCGCGUACCCCGGUCCCGCGCGUCGUGUGUGCGCGCGCGGGUAUUUGGAGCAUCUGA
Molecule: messenger RNA, 588 nt
Organism: Heterobasidion irregulare TC 32-1
Lineage: Eukaryota; Fungi; Basidiomycota; Agaricomycetes; Russulales; Bondarzewiaceae
Exons: 2
Coding region: 1-588 (195 amino acids)
Source: RefSeq, a predicted model, not a curated record